ACUGGUCCUGGUCCAGUGAUACUUACCGCAAAUGUCCAACGAUCUCCAUCAGCUUUUACUGGCACAUACAGCAAUGGAGUAUUCCUAUGCGGUGGUAGUGAACCAUCUGGUGGUUCUUGCUCUGGAAAUGGUCAAUGUCCAUCUGGACAUCUCUGCAUGGCUGGUAAUGUUUGCUGCCGUUGUGCAGUUGGUGCAAGCUCAGGCACAUGUCCAUCAGGUAGCGAUGCAGAGUGUCCCAUAGGUUACGCUUGCUCAACAACACUGAGCUGUUGUCCUAGUCAGGUGAAUAAUGAAAUGAUGACAUCCCUUGACAUUUCGAACAACGCUAACUUUUUCAGCUCAAUCGUGGAUUAA
Molecule: messenger RNA, 354 nt
Organism: Strongylus vulgaris
Lineage: Eukaryota; Metazoa; Nematoda; Chromadorea; Rhabditida; Strongylidae
Source: the annotation of a GenBank genome assembly